CGACAGAACUCUGCCGUGCUGGUACAAGCUGAUCUAUCAUUUGAUGUAAGCAAAACUGCCCAGCGGGUCAUCACUGAAGCGGUGGAGGUGUGGGGAAGACUUGACGUCUUGGUGAAUAAUGCUUCCCAGUUUUUCCCAACACGCGUUGAUGCAGUAACAGAACAGGAGUGGACAGUCCUAAUCCAAGUUAAUCUAACGUCACCAUUUUUUCUCUCGCAGGUAUAUUGGACAACCAUGUCAAAUAACGUUUUAAACUUCUGAUUUAUCAUUUUCAAGUUAGUUUUUGUAACGAAAUUAAUAUUUUAACUUUUAGGCUGCACAUCCUUUCUUAAGAGAGUCCAGCCGAGGAAGCAUUGUAAACUUGUGCGAUAUCCACGGAGUGCGACCCAAGGCUAAUUACUCAGUCUAUUGUAUCUCCAAAGCAGGCCUCUAUAUGGCUACACUAUCAUUGGUUAAGGAGUUUGAAUCAAAUGUCAGAGUUAACGGUGUUGCUCCCGGGUGCAUCCUCUGGCCUGAGGGACCAUGGGAAAGAAUGUCCGUCGAUGAAAAAGAGAGAGCGAAAAAACAUCAGGAAACUCUGAGGAAAGUUCUGUUUGGACGAAGUGGAGAUCCAGCUGACAUAGCCAACACGGUUUUCUUUUUGUGUGAUUCCGCAGGGUAUAUCACAGGCCAAGUUAUAGCUGUUGACGGAGGCCGAAGCUUACAUCAAUAG
Molecule: messenger RNA, 712 nt
Organism: Porites evermanni
Lineage: Eukaryota; Metazoa; Cnidaria; Anthozoa; Scleractinia; Poritidae
Source: the annotation of a GenBank genome assembly